CUCCUCCUUCCCCCGCCAACCCCGCCCCCCGUCUCGGCCAUCCUCAGCGCAAGAUCCCAGACGUGAGGACCCGAAGACCUGACGACCGGCCUCUCAAGAUCAGCAGUUGUAGGAGCCGCUGCUGCUGAUCAUGGAGCGGCCAGGACGCGUCUCAUCCCUGCCCCGUGCCCUACUCCUCAUCUGCCUCCCCCUUCUCGCAUUCUUCCUCCACGACUCCGUGGCCCAGACUCGCGCUCGCAGCAUUAUGCGCGUAGAAGAAUGCCCGGUCGAUAUCUACUUUGUGCUGGACACGUCCGAGAGUGUGGCGCUGCGAAUUAAGCCGUACGAAGCCGUGGUGGACAAGAUCAAGGACUUUACCAACAUGUUCAUUGACAAACUCAACAACAGGUACUUUCCGUGCGAUCGGAACUUGACUUGGAAUGCUGGAGCGCUACACUACAGUGACGAGGUGAAGUUGGUCAGUUCGAUGGUGGAAUUGCCAUUCAAGAGAGCCGAACUGAAGAAGAACGUGAGCGCCAUCCAGUACAUUGGCCGUGGCACCCACACCGACUGUGCCAUCAAGGAAGCCAUCGAGGUGCUGCGGUUGAGGCGGAGCAACAAGUACAUCGUCGUUGUGACAGACGGGCACCCACUGGACGGAUACAAUGAGCCUUGCGGCGGCCUCACCCACGUGGUGGAUAAUGCUAAGGGGCUCGACAUCAAGUUCUUCGCCGUGGCCGUGACCCCCAAGCACGUGGAAACUCGCCUAGCUUUGAUUGCUUCAGGUCCAGACUACAGGAAAAACUAUUCAGCCACUGACAACGACAUAGCAAACAACGAAGUCAUCACAGACAUCUUGGAAACUAUUUACAAACAAGUUAAAGACCACUGCUGCACCUUCGAAUGUGAUGCACCCCGUGGAAUCUCUGGAACCGCAGGUGACAAAGGUGACCCUGGCUCAGGCGGGAAGAGAGGACCGCCUGGUCGAGCAGGCUCCGAUGGCCUCCCGGGUUUGGCUGGUGACAUCGGGCCUCCAGGGCAUCCGGGUGAGAAGGGUGACCGUGGAAUUAUUGGAGAUAAGGGUGGAAGAGGAGGACAAGGCCAAAAGGGAGACAAGGGUUUGCCUGGGAUAGACGGAAAGGACGGACUGAAGGGUGAUCAUGGAUACGCCGGGAUUCCGGGCUGUGUUGGAGACCCAGGCAAUGAUGGAGAACAUGGAGAACCGGGUCCCAAGGGAGAUGCUGGAUUGUUUGGCAAGAAAGGCCAAAAGGGUGAAAAUGGUGACGAAGGUACUCCAGGCCCUCCCGGUAUAAUGGGUACUGCAGGCCCUAAGGGCAAUCGUGGUCGCAAUGGGCUAAACGGAGUAAAAGGAGAGAGGGGUGAUGAAGGAGACUUUGGAGGUCCAGGAAUACCUGGAUUAAUAGGCUCCAAAGGCGACCCAGGAAUGAUUGGGCCUCCGGGCAAUCGUGGAAGCAAAGGUGACAAGGGAGUAAAUGGCGCGAUUGGUCCAGAUGGACAUGAAGGUUUUUCGGGCGACGUUGGCAAGCAGGGUCCCAAAGGUAGGCCAGGUGCCAAAGGUCAUAAAGGCGAACCGGGCAUCCCCGGGGAAGAGGGUUCUGAUGGACCAAAAGGAGUACCAGGGCCCAUUGGAGAGCAGGGCCCUGUAGGAAUGAGGGGUGAAGAUGGCACUCCUGCAGAGGGCAUUAAGGGACAGCAAGGCUUCCCUGGAACUUCAGGGCAGAGAGGGCCUUCGGGUGACAGAGGUCCUAAAGGGUUCCCUGGAUUAAAGGGAGACAGAGGAGAAUUUGGAGAUGCUGGUGAAGAUCAAAACAUAAAUGGCAAGGGAGGCCCUAAAGGACCAAAGGGAUAUCCCGGGCCGUCUGGCGACAUAGGUCCACCAGGCAGUCCAGGAAAACCUGCAAUCGAUGAAUGCGAGAUGCUGGAUAUAAUUCGCCGCAUGUGUUCCUGCUGUGAGUGCAAGUGUGGGCCUGUGGAACUGAUCUUUGUGCUGGACAGCUCCGAGAGUAUUGGAACGGAGAGCUUCACCAUAUCUAAGGAGUUCAUCAUCCAAGUUCUCAACCGAGUGGUCGACAAUGAAAAUAUAAAGGAAUCCAACAUAAUGGUGGUGCAGUACAGUCACGAAAAAACCGAGGAAAUGAUCAACUUCAAAGAUUCCUCCAUCAAGUCCUUAAUGGAUUUUAAACGGGCUAUCAAGAAUCUCAACUGGAUCGCUGGAGGAACAUACACAGGACACGCUCUCGAUUUCACGAAGAAAAUGCUGGAGAAGACGCAGAACCCCAACCGCGUGGCCAUUGUGUUGACGGACGGGCGCAACGAUGAUAAAAGGGAUGUCAAGUCCCUCAAGUCACUCUGCAAUCUGCCUGGCAUACGUGUUAGAGGUGUGGGAGUGGGAGAUGCCUUUAAACGGGGGCCAAGGGCAGAGGGCAUCACAGAUAUUGAGUGCAAUGCCAAAGCGAAUUCCGACUCCGUCUUGGCCGUUGCCUCCUACGCUGAGCUUCUGGACGAUUCCUUCCUGGAGAACGUCACCAACGUCAUCUGCAAAGAUCGGAAGUGUCCAGAUUUUACUUGUCCUGCUGGCUUCACCGUGCCAACAGACCUCAUGAUGUUGCUGGACAGCUCUGCUAGCAUUGGCGAAAAGAACUUCAAAAGCCUCAAGUUGGUGGUGGAGAAAGUGGCCAAGCGAUUACUCGUGCCAAAGGACAGGAGUGCCAGAAGUACGACCCGCGUAGGAGUCAUUCAGUUCAGCAACACCAAACAACAGGAGGUUGUAAGUGAAUUCGACACCAACGCCACGCUGGUGGCACAAAGGAUCCAUGAAAAAACAUUCCUGGGAAGCACCACAGAUUUGCCGGACGCACUUCGCUUCACGGCCAACUACAUAAACAGCAAGGCCGAGCCUGUGGCCAAGACCAAGCGGCAAUUGCUCAUAUUCACAGACGGACACGUGCAAGACAGCAAGCAGAGUGCUCUGGUAGCCCAAAUUAAAGAAUUGAUUAAAGCUAAAGUCAACAUUCAUGUCGUGUCCAUGGGAGAGAAUGUGAAUGAGAAGGUGCUCUCCAUACUCGUGACGGGAGAGGCGAACACCAAGAAAAUGGAUGUCAUGCAGGAGAAGGUCAUCCCCGUCGUGGACUACGAUGUCCUCAGCAAUGACAUAACCUACCAGAAGAUCGCUCACAGGAUUUCCAAAAAUCCCACAGCCUAAGUAGCUUCCUCAGUGUAUGCAUUCCCAGAGUUAAAACUAACGCGUCAUGCACAUUGCUAAAUUAACAAAGACGUGAGCUCAGUUAAGAUUUGAUCACCUCUGAAAAACGGAACAUUGUCCCGCGACUGUCAUGAAUUGUGAAAAAAUAUAGACUGUGCAUUUAAAGUUUAGGGAGCAUACAUUUGAUAUCACAAAGGGGUGAAAGCAGCAUUUUACAUUAAGUUUUAUCGUGCCAUUUCUUUUCCCAUUUUUUAUAUGAUCAAAGCUGUUUCCUAUUUUGUAAUCAGUUUGGAAUUGCAGAACAAGUUACGCUUUAAAAAGUUAAUUGGGAGAAAUUUUAAACCUCUGUGUAGUAGUUUAUAUUUGUUUCUUAAUUAAGUGAGUUUGAUAUAUAGACCAGGAGCUGGGAUAAAAUAACUAAUUAAAUAGUGCAACCUUGUAGAAUCGCAGGAAAAAACACAAAAGCAGAUGGAAAAUACAUCACGAGUUUACAUUUUAUUGUCAUUUAAAAUGUGCUGAUUAUUUUAUCAUACGUAUUGCAAGUAAUCAUUGAUAUUUUGUUUUACACACUACAUGAACACAAGUUUUAUCUUUGCUAUUUUUUACAUUGAUUAUAGACCUUCCUAUUUCACUAUUUCACAUCUAUAACAUUUUUCCGAGCUCUGCUUUAGCAUUGCAAUUAAUACUGAAAUUUUUACUUUUCAUUCACUGAUGGUUAUCCUCUUGUGCUAUCACAGUUCAUCGAAGUAUAAACUGAGCACUGUCAAGUGUAUCGUAUACUGUUUGUGGUUUAAACUUUGGAUCGUUAUUUGUAUUCAUCGCCUAUAAAAACAAUAAAAUGGUGCUAAAUUGAAGAAAGA
Petromyzon marinus (sea lamprey) is the source of this 4062-nucleotide messenger RNA. The record is from RefSeq and is a predicted model, not a curated record. Lineage: Eukaryota; Metazoa; Chordata; Hyperoartia; Petromyzontiformes; Petromyzontidae.